UAUCUGACGAAUUUAUUACAGUUAGCUUGUUGACCGUGACACACUUUGCCGUAGAUCUAUCUGUGUUGCUGUGAGAACACAGGAAUGCCAUAGUUAUGUUAUGCUUGGUUCAAAGUGGUACAGGCCUAGUGCCAAAGUUGACUCGUCAUUUGAGUACCUUCCCAGGCAAGGUUUUCCAUGUUUGUCAAAUUAGGAAGACGUCUCACAAAAAUGACACGUUAUGGCGGUGGGUGCAAGGAAGAGCAUCCGUGUUGUUCCCACUGUGUCGGCGGUUUGCGGCAUAUCCACCGCUGGGCGACUAUCAAACAGAGAAAAAACUGUUCAAGAUGGAUGUCCCUCAUCGAUUUAACUUUGCCAGGGAUGUUAUUGACAAAUGGACACAAGCCGAAAUAACUGGUAAAAGAACUACUUUGCCAGCAUUCUGGUGGAUUUCCAGUACGAAACCGGAAGUCAAAUGGAGCUUCCAGGAUCUCUCCAGGCUAAGUCAAAGGGUGGCGAACGUUCUGACUGGUGUGUGUGGUUUAACACGUGGUGACAUCGUGAUCAUCAUCCUUCCCAGAGUUCCAGAGUGGUGGCUCAUCAACUUAGCUGCUAUUAGAGCUGGAAUAAUAACAGUUUGUGGCACGACAAUGUUGAAGGGGAGCGACAUCAAACACCGACUGCUAGCAUCCAAGGCUAAAUGCAUCAUCACAAACCCGGCCACGGCUGAUCAAGUGGAGCAGGUAGCAGACGAAAGUCCUCACUUGACUCACAGAGUGGUAGUUGGUCCCAAGUCAGAGACUAGGCCGGGUUGGUUGAAUUUUCAUGAGCUUGAUGAAAAAUCGACGGACGUUUUUGAGUGCGUGGACACCCGUUCCGAUGAGCCGAUGUCGAUCUUCUUUACCAGCGGAACGACCGAUUCCCCCAAGAUGACCGAACACACGCACGCUAGUUACGGCAUCGGUCAUGCCGUGACUGCUAGAUAUUUAGAUCUCGGACAACUGGACAUCUUUUGGUGCGUGUCCGACACGGGAUGGGCGAAGGCUGCAUACAGCAACUUAUUUGCACCCUGGAUUGUUGGAACAUGUGUGUUUAUCGACGAGAUGGAACAAAAAGUCGACCCAGAGAGAAUAUUGAAGAUACUGUCUCAAUAUCCCGUGACUCACAUAUGUAAUGCACCGACCACCAUGAGGACGAUGGUAACACUAAACCUCAAGGCUGCUUCCUUCAUAAACCUGCAAGUCUGCAUCAGUGCUGGCGAACCUGUGAAUCCCGAACUUAAGGAAGCCUGGAAGAUUGGCACAGGACUGGAUCUGCACGAGGGAUACGGACAAACAGAAAUGACCCUCACAUGUUCGACAUUGAUGACAGACAGAGAGGAAUCAAUGGGGAAGGCAUUACCAGGCUAUGAUAUGCAGAUUGUGGACGACGACGGGAACGUUGUAGAGCGGGGUACAGAAGGAAACAUUGGAAUCCGAGUUAGACCACAUCGGCCGGUGGGACUGUUUUCACGAUACGUUAAUGAUCCCGAAAAGACGGCUUCAUGUUACCGUGGUGAUUUUUAUCUUACUGGAGAUAGAGCUUUCAUGGACGAGGAUAGUUUUAUCUUUUUUAUUGGUAGGACUGAUGACGUCAUUAUUUCAGCGGGGUACCGUAUUGGACCGUUUGAAGUGGAAAGUGCCCUGCUGACACAUCCAGCGGUUAUCGAAUCAGCAGCUGUCAGCAGUCCACACGAUAUCAGGGGACAGAUAGUGACGGCGUUCGUGGUACGUACCCCGAACUACGAAUCAAUGGAUGAAGCCACGUUGACCAAGGAGUUGCAGGAUCAUGUAAAAACGGCCACAGCCCCGUACAAGUAUCCAAGAAAGAUUGUGUUUGUGAAAGAACUUCCCAAAACAGUGAGUGGUAAGAUCCGCCGAAUUGACUUGAGAUCUAGAGCAUGGAAUGACGCAAAGAAAAAGAGAUCAUCAUAAAAAACCACAGACUGUUGCCGUAUUAUAUACACAGUGGCAGACCCAGGGGUGGGGUGUCUUAGGUCUUUAGUCCCUUUCGAGCACUGCAAAUGCUCUAAAACUGUCACAGUGUACAAUUAAUGUAUUAUCAAUUUACUGAAAUUUAUAGCUCAGCAAGUGCCUUAUUUUAGUUAUACCCCUUCCAGAAAACAUCUUUGGAUCCGCCUCUGAAGUUAAUAUACUAUGGAUUAUUUAUAUUGUUCAUAAUAAACAGUGCAAUUAUAUUGUUUGUGUAUAUAAUUCAUAUUAUAAACAUUGUAUAAUUGAUGAUUGCAAGUACUGACGUGAUGUAAAAUUGUCCAGCUAGCUGGUGAAUCAUCAGGAACGUGCGCGAGGAGGGGUGCAUUCUCAAAGCAAGUUGUUUUUGUUUUGUAUUGUAUUUAUAAAUAUUGUUUUUAUUAAUAUGCAUUUACCUGCACUUUCAUAAUGAAGGAAUGAAAGAAAAUGUAUUUCAAGGCAUUUCACACGUUUCCGCAAAAUUGUAUUUGUAAGAAAUUAUUUCUCUAAAUCAUACAGUUGUCCAUUGCGAGUAAUUGUAUUAUUUGAUUCAUCAAUUUGCUUCAUAACUGUGAUGUCUAUAUAUAUAUAUAUAUAUAUAUAUAUAUAUAUAUAUAUACAUAUAUUUAAGGUGGGUUUUUAAAAACAUAUCUAUCGGGGAUACUUCCAACAUCACUGGGGUGUUUAUUUUAGAAAAAUAUGUAAUUUGCAACAAAAUGUACAACCUUAUUAAUAAUUAUGUUAAUUAAUUCACCAAAAAUAGAAGGGUGCAUGUGAAAAUUACUAGUAUAUUCUGUAUAAAUCAGAAACUAGAUUUUAUGUUUUUUCUUUUUGAUACUUUAAAUGGCAAAGUUCUGUGAACACGGUCAUGUUAUUGCAAUAAAACAAGGAUAUCAUGUA
Gigantopelta aegis is the source of this 2888-nucleotide messenger RNA. RefSeq names its product acyl-coenzyme A synthetase ACSM3, mitochondrial-like. The transcript is spliced from 17 exons. Gene Ontology annotation, cellular component: mitochondrial matrix. The coding region runs from base 96 to 1952 and encodes 618 amino acids. The record is from RefSeq and is a predicted model, not a curated record. Gene Ontology annotation, molecular function: fatty acid ligase activity; fatty-acyl-CoA synthase activity. Gene Ontology annotation, biological process: acyl-CoA metabolic process; fatty acid biosynthetic process. NCBI's taxonomy places the organism in Eukaryota, Metazoa, Mollusca, Gastropoda, Neomphalida, Peltospiridae.